Chaetomium globosum CBS 148.51 is the source of this 1263-nucleotide messenger RNA. RefSeq lists its product as uncharacterized. The record is from RefSeq and is a predicted model, not a curated record. Bases 1 to 1263 code for a protein of 420 amino acids. Gene Ontology annotation, biological process: carbohydrate metabolic process. Gene Ontology annotation, molecular function: hydrolase activity, hydrolyzing O-glycosyl compounds. NCBI's taxonomy places the organism in Eukaryota, Fungi, Ascomycota, Sordariomycetes, Sordariales, Chaetomiaceae. The transcript is spliced from 3 exons.
AUGACCGAACUUGAGGGAACUCGCUUCAUCGGUAACUCCCGGGCCGGACCAACAGUGGGCAUCAUUAGCCAAGAUGGGACGGGACGCCUUCCAGCUAUGGGCUGGAACUCGUGGAAUGAGUACGGUUGUGACAUCAAGGACAGUGAUUUUAUCAAGGUUGGCGAGCUGUUGAUCUCAUUGGGCCUAAAAGACGUGGGUUACGAAUAUGUCAACAUCGACGACUGUUGGAGCGACAAGGAGAAGAGACGAGACCCAACUACGAAGGAGAUUUUGCCGGACGAAGCCAAGUUUCCCCAAGGGAUCAGCCACACUGCUGAGGUGAUUCAUUCUCUGGGACUGAAACUUGGGAUAUACAGUGACGCUGACCUCAAAUACGACAACUGCAACGUUCCUACCGAGUUUACUGAUGAAUACGAGUACGUUCCGGAAGGGCCAAACACCGAUGCACCCAUCGGCUACGACUGGGGAAAGUCCAAGACCGCCAAACGCUACAAUGCGAUGCGAGAUGCUCUCCUCAAACAAAACCGAACAAUCCAAUACUCCCUCUGCGCAUGGGGCCACGCCCACGUCGAAAAAUGGGGCAACAACACCGGCCACAGCUGGAGAAUGUGGGGGGACAUCAUGCCCGCGUGGGAAGGCAAAAGCGAGUGGAGUUGGGGUCUGAUGCCCAUCGUAAACCAGGCAUCGUUUCUCUGGAACGCCACCGACUUUUGGGGGCACAACGAUUGGGACAUGCUGGAGGUUGGCAACGGAAACCUGACCAUCGAAGAGAGCAGGAGUCACUUUGCACUGUGGUGCAUGCUCAAGAGCCCCCUUAUCAUUGGCACUCGGCUUGACACCAUCGAGAAGCCCAUCCUCGACAUCCUCUCCAACAAGGAGCUGAUCGCUUUCAACCAGGAUCCUGUGUACGGUGCCUCGGCAAUGCCUUUCAAGUGGGGCUACAACGAGGAUGGCACUUCGGACAUGGUUCAUCCCGCCGAGUACUGGGUGGGCACUUCGGUGAAGGGCCUUCACCUCUUUAUGCUAAACACGCAGGAUAAGAUUGUGAAGAUGCAUGUCCAGUUCAAUAGCAUCCCGGCGCUGCGCCAUCGCUCCAAUGCCGAGUACCUCGUCCACGACAUGUGGACCGGGAAAGACUUGGGCAGAUUCCGCGGGAAGAUUGCCUUGAACGUGGCGCCUCACGACACUGCGGCGUUGAGGAUCACAACUAUUCACGGUACGAUUGCGUCGCUGGCUUCAACCUUGAUAUUUCAUGCUGACUAG